AGAGAGAGAGAGAGAGAGAGAGAGAGGGAGAGAGAGAGGUCUCACGUGUGACAGUUCUUCAUUCGUAGGUAGGCAAGACAUUUGGCAAGCUGAUGACCCUCUCGCACUUUAAGGGACUUUCUUCUUCAGACCAGGAGAGCUGGACGCAUUUACAGUUACUCAGAGAAGAACUUCAGCGUGCCUUUUGACAGCUGACAAGUGACAAGCAAAUUCGCUUCUUGCGAGCUUGUUUUAAUCCACAAACUCGAUAGAAAGAUCGGACUAUCUGAAAGUCAUGAUGGAGAUGAAGGUGCUGGGAUGCGCGUUGCUUUUUCCUCUCCAGAUCUUCUUUUGCUUGUUGAGGGCGAUCGUGCGCUUGUUUACGCGCCAGAAGCGCAGAGAUCUGGGCACUGAUGUGGUCCUCAUCACUGGAGGAGGAAGAGGAAUCGGCCGUCACCUGGCUAAAGAGUUCGCCAAACAAGGAGCAAGAAAGGUGAUUUUGUGGGGCCGCACAGAGAAAUGUUUAAAAGAGACAUGUGAGGAGAUUUCCAUGACUGGAACAGAGUGCCAUUACUUUGUGUGCGACGUGGGCAACAGAGAGGAAGUGUACCAGCAAGCCAAAGUGCUCAGGGAAAAGGUCGGGGAUGUCACCAUUCUUGUCAAUAAUGCAGCUGUUGUCCAUGGAAAAAAUCUUAUGGACAGUGACGAUGACGCACUCCUGAAAACCCAGCACAUAAACACACUUGGACAGUUCUGGACCACGAAAGCAUUUCUUCCUCGCAUGCUGGAGCUCUGCAACGGCCACGUGGUGUGCAUUAACUCCAUUCUCUCCCUCUCCUCCAUCCCUGGAGCCAUCGACUACUGCACAUCCAAGGCCUCGUCUUAUGCCUUCAUGGAAAGCCUGACGCUAGGCCUGCUGGACUGUCCAGGAGUGGGCUGCUCCACGGUGCUUCCCUUCCAUACUGACACAGAGAUGUUCCAGGGAAUGAGAGUUAGGUUCCCUAAGUUGUUUCCUCCUCUGAAUCCUGAGAUGGUGGCCGAACGCACUGUAGAAGCUGUAAGGACCAACACUGCCUUUGUUGUCCUGCCAUGGACCAUGCACUUUCUUGUCAUCCUUAAGAGUCUUUUGCCCCAAUCUGCCCUGGAAGAGAUCCAUAAGUUUUCAGGAAGCUACACCUGUAUGAACACAUUCAAAGGACGGACAUAAACUUAGAAGCAGUGUGACUGUGAAAAAUCCUCAAAACCAUUUUUUUAAUGCAAAG
This is a messenger RNA of Carassius carassius (crucian carp), 1241 nucleotides long. RefSeq names its product short-chain dehydrogenase/reductase 3-like. Gene Ontology annotation, molecular function: oxidoreductase activity, acting on the CH-OH group of donors, NAD or NADP as acceptor. NCBI's taxonomy places the organism in Eukaryota, Metazoa, Chordata, Actinopteri, Cypriniformes, Cyprinidae. The transcript has 6 exons. Gene Ontology annotation, cellular component: lipid droplet. The record is from RefSeq and is a predicted model, not a curated record. Bases 275 to 1186 code for a protein of 303 amino acids.